AACACAUUGGUUUAGUUUUUCGUAUCUUUCGUACUUUCGUGUAAUUUCUUUAAAAGGCAUUCAUACCUCGACUUAAUAUAAUUCACAAUGCAAAAUACUAAUGAUAUACCAGAAUCCAGAAGAUGUGAACCAGCCAAAUUUUAUAAAAAAUCAACUUUCGUUGAUAUGUAUGAAGGAUUGCAAUCCUUACGAAAUAGUGAGAUUUUUUGUGAUAUUAAACUUGAAACGGACGAUCACAAAAUAAUAACUGCACAUAAAGUGGUUUUAUCAGCAGCUAGUCCGUAUUUCCAUGCUAUGUUCACAAAUUUUGCAAAAAGGAAUCAUGAUCUUGUGGUAAUAAGAAAGAUAGAUUAUAACAGUUUACUACUCUUAGUAAACUUUAUUUACACGGGGCAAAUCGUGGUCACCGAAGAAAACGUCCAGGACUUGUUACCAGCGGCAAAUCUCUUGCAAUUACAAGAAGUUAAAGAGGCAUGUUGUGAUUUUUUACAGUCACAACUCUGCCCUACAAAUUGUAUUGGUAUUAACGCUAUGGCUGAUUUACAUAGCUGUACGAAAUUGAUAAGAAGUUCAGAAUUAUAUAUUCUUCAACACUUUCCAGAUGUUUUUGGUGGUGACGAAUUCCUAUCCUUAUCAUCCGAACAAGUAAUUAAGUUGAUCUCCAGUGACAAACUUACAGUUCCAUCUGAAGAAAAAGUAUUUGAAAGUGUUAUCAGUUGGGUAAAAUAUGAAUUGGAUUCAAGACAAUGUAUUUUACCCCAAUUAAUGGAACAUGUACGUUUAGCAUUAACAUCGAAAAACUACUUAUUAAAAAUAGUAGCCAAGGAUCCUCUUAUAAAGAAAUGUCUUAAAUGUAAACAUUACGUAUCGGAGGCAUUAAAAACACUCAAAGCAGAAGAGCUUAUUCCUCAAAGCAUCCGGAUUAAACCCAGACAUCAAAAUAAAGUUAUAUUAGUUGUUGGUGGAAUUGAGUCGGGAUUAAGUAAUAGUUUAGAAUAUUUUGAUCCAAUCACGGACCAAUGGCAUUUUGGACCAGAAUUGAUUACAAACCAUAGAAGACAUAAUCUAGUCGUAAUUAAAGAUAAUUUUAUAUUUGAUGUGGGUGGUUAUAAAAAUGGUUUAUCACCUUAUCGGUGUGUUCAUGUUCUUGAUUUAUCUUCCAAACCACUUUGUUGGCUACCAAGUGACGAUAUGUUAGUUGAACGACAAUUUUUAGGAGUUGGUGCAAUAAAUGAUAAUAUCUAUGCCGUAGGCGGAUUAAAUGAUAGAGAUGGAGAUUUAAAAAGUGCCGAAGUUUUUGACUUCAAUACUCAAGAAUGGCGUAUGAUAUCCAGUAUGAAUACUAUGAGAUCUUUAUUUGCGGUUGGAGUCUUGAAUGAUCUUUUAUAUGUGGUAGGAGGUUUUGAUCAAUCAUUACAGGCUUUAAACACUGUUGAGUGUUAUAAUCCCAGUAUUGAUAAGUGGACACCAGUCGCAAACAUGUGUGAACGUCGCAGUUGUGCCGGUGUAGGAGUUUUAAAUGGUGAACUGUAUGUUGUAAGCGGUCGUAAUGGAUCAAACCUUUUAAGUAGUGUUGAAAAAUACAGACCAAGUACAGGAGUUUGGACAACUAUUGCAGACAUACUUUUGCCUCGAAAAUAUGCAGAUGUAGUCGCAUUAGAUGGUUUAUUGUAUGUCAUCGGUGGAAUGAACAAUACUUCUGUUUUGAAUUCUGUAGAAUAUUACAACCCAAACACCAAUACCUGGGCCAUGGUCACAUCGAAAAUGAAUAUGAUGCACUUUUCACCUGGAGUAGUAGCCAUUAAUAGGCCAAAACAUUUUACAACUUGUUAGCAUUAAUUUUUUUUGGCACAAUAUAUAAAUGUUUUACUAUUUUGCAUUAUAGUAUCUUACAUUAUGUAUAGCGCAUACAAUACAUGUAUUUUUUUUUAAUUUUUCAACUUUUAUGUUCAAUUUCUAUAGCUAAGGUUGGACAUUUAAAUUAAGGUUUCUCAUAAAUAGUUAAUAAUGCAACCGAAAAAACUUUAAAAUAUAUACCCAAACCAAAUUUCUUCAUAGAUAUUUUUACUUCAAAUUUGAAUCAAAUUAGAG
This is a messenger RNA of Metopolophium dirhodum (rose-grain aphid), 2091 nucleotides long. Its product is annotated as kelch-like protein 2. The transcript has 11 exons. Gene Ontology annotation, molecular function: protein binding. Bases 88 to 1833 code for a protein of 581 amino acids. NCBI's taxonomy places the organism in Eukaryota, Metazoa, Arthropoda, Insecta, Hemiptera, Aphididae. The record is from RefSeq and is a predicted model, not a curated record.